Cuculus canorus (common cuckoo) is the source of this 3650-nucleotide messenger RNA. It is a transcript of the gene WFDC1, whose product is annotated as WAP four-disulfide core domain 1. The record is from RefSeq and is a predicted model, not a curated record. Gene Ontology annotation, cellular component: extracellular region. Bases 237 to 923 code for a protein of 228 amino acids. The transcript is spliced from 9 exons. Gene Ontology annotation, molecular function: peptidase inhibitor activity. Gene Ontology annotation, biological process: regulation of cell growth. NCBI's taxonomy places the organism in Eukaryota, Metazoa, Chordata, Aves, Cuculiformes, Cuculidae.
GUGCUGGUCUCCAGAUGGAAGGACAAUGUGGAUAUGAAAUGGGCUACAGCUGUCCUGCAGUUGCCCUGUGAUGACACAGCCCUGCCAGGGACUACCAAGAAGAAGAAUAUUCAGAGAAGGAGGAGGCUCUACAAGCUGCUGGAGAAGAAACUCAUGGAGGAGUAUAAACUAAACAGCCCUCACAUUUGGCUCAGGAAGCCCUGAACAAUAUUACUGAAGGCUGUAAAAAUAUCUGCAUGCAUAUAUAUAUGCAAAUGCAUUCCAGGGUGCUGUCAGAGAUGCAUUUCUGUAAGAAGAUCUUCACUGCAGCCUUGUGUGUCUUAAUUUUGCUGCCAGAUUCGGGCUGUGCAAGGAAUCUGUGGAAGCGUGCUCUACAUCUGAAAAUGACAGAGAAAUACGAUGAUUAUGAGUACCCUCUUCAUUCUCACAGUUCCCACUACCAGAAGAAUGACCGCUGCCCCCCACCGCCCCAGACUUUGCCUGACCGAGCCUGCGAGGUGCCCAGCUGCCGGUCAGAUUCAGAAUGUGAAAGACACAAGCGUUGCUGCUACAAUGGGUGCAUCUAUGCCUGCCUGGAGUCCGUACAACCACCACCAGUUUUAGAUUGGUUGGUUCAGCCAAAACCCCGCUGGCUGGGAGGAAAUGGGUGGCUUUUGGAUGGCCCAGAGGAGGUCUUACAAGCUGAGGCCUGCAGUACCACUGAGGAUGGAGAUGAGCCUCUGCACUGCCCCACAGGCUAUGAAUGUCAUAUCAUCAACCCAGGUAACACGGCUGAAGGAAUCCCUAACAGGGGCCAAUGCAUCAAGCUCCGUGGAAAUCCAGAUGGACGCAAUCUGAGACAUAAGUAUUACAAGGAAUAUUUUGGGAGCAAUUCCAACAACGUGGUCGGCUAUGUGAAAAACCAGCAGAAGCAUUUAGGAUAAUCAAAGGUGAGCCUGGCUGGACCACUCUGUUUAGCAGCUGUCAAGGAAUGCAUUACCCAACAGUUUUCUCUUUUGGAAGAACUCUGGUCCCAAGUCUCCACAAGAACAUCUCCAGCAUUACCCUGACCCCUGCUCAUCAGUGGUAAAAAGACUUUGCUAUUCAAGGGACGAGACAAAUCUAGAUUUUAAGCCUAGCAGUACAAGGAGAAAAGUCAUCCCCUGAAAGAAACCGCACCAUUUAUGAGCUGCUUUUCUACCAAUGAAAGGCAAAUACCUCCAAGCAAUGCACACUAACCACAAUGCCAUUAUCAGACUGCUGGAACAGAGCCUGCCCUUUAUGUGCGUGGUAUGUGACCGAUUCAGAUUUCAUGACCAUGAACGUAAUUCAGUGUUAUAAAAAUGAGUGAUGUCAGAAUUUUGCCUUAAAAUAGUCAAGACUGUAAGACUAAAGGCGUUCUCUGGAUGAAAUCCAAUGCCUGCCUAUGUCAAACAAUUACUUUAAAUAAGAUUUUUCAUAACCUUAAAGUUAAAUGAAACCCUUAGGUUUCUUCUUUUCCUGUUUAUUAUUCAUAGGGCUCACCAGGUGGACACCCCAUCUACAAGUCUAAAUCUGAAAUCUUAAGAAUUUGAGGAACCACUUUUUUAUUUUUAUUUUUUUUUUUGCCAGAAGCAAAACAGGUUUUAUAAAAGUUAUUUUUAGGUUACUUUCCUUUAGCUUCUCAGUUUGGUGAGACGCAGAUCAAGAGCUAGUGAUGGAAAAGACUUCUUUCUACAAUAUCUAAUCGGGCAUACAUGCAUACCAGGCUUUUUAAGUUUGGGGUUUUUUUAGCCAGCACAGUUAACACACACAAAACGUACAUCUGCAUUUUCGUCCCUGCAAGACCUCAGAAAGACAGCUGAAGUCUAGAUUAUUUGUUUCACGUAUUAGAAAAGCAAAAGUGGGAUAAAUUUGUGUGAUUAAAAGUAUUGUCUGGCAGAUAGGCAACCGCUCUUUAGAAGUCCUGUACCUUUAUGUUGACUUCCAUAAGUCCUUAAGGUCAGGUUUGUAUUUGAGUCUUACAGCUUCUCUCAGCUGUUUAGCAUUGUAAAAUAUAAAACACAGUUUCUAUGAAUGUUUUCCCUUUCUGUGCUGUCCUAAAGGGACAAUUGCAUUUUGAAAAAUCUGCCAGAACUGCUAGGCAAAAGAAUCCACGUUUGCUCCCUUGUUUAGCACGUGUCCCCAUCUGCAUGUGUAAAAUUAGCAGUUCAAUAUGCAAAGCAGUAGCAGCGUAUAUAAAUACCCAAUCCACAAAUACGAGUGCCUGCUUCCACUCACAAACUAUUGGAAUUUUUUUUUCCGUGCACCAAAUGGUUUAAUCUGAAGCUAAAAUGCUUAUAAAACACUCGAUACUUUGCAUAUGACAUUUGCAGCUGGAGAGUUGAAAGACGCCAAACUGCUUUUCUGUUUCCUGUCAUGAUAGGCACAGUCCUCGAUGCUUUACAGAGUAAAGGAAGAGGUGAAGGGCUCCAUAUUUUCCUAAAUAUCUUAAUUUGUCGCACUCCAUUCACUUCUUUGUGUCUUUGUUCCAAGUUCUAGGUAUUAAAUGCAACACCAUAAUUGCACAGAUCUGUUUCUAGAAUUUUAUCCCAUACAAGUUCAUACAACAAUACCUUAACUCCUGCUGAGAGACAGGAGUCCAUCCAUAUUUUGUAGGUCCAGACUCAGAGAUCACCUGACAACUUAAAGUUAGGCAGCUCAUAACGCAAGUCUUGAUGCAGCCUUGCUCCUAGGUGCUGCUCAGUGAAAUGGAAUAAUUUUUUUCAGCAUUACUUUUGCAGAAAAACCAAAUUCUGAUUAAAUGAGCAAAGCCCUUUGGUGAUGACUACUAAGCCCCAAAAAGUAAAUUCCUAAUUGUUCUAGUUUAAAUAAAACAUUCAGUGCCUAAAAUCUGAGGACCUAGAUGAAAAAAUGAUCCUGAACAUUAACAAAUUUGCAAGAUUAAACCUUCAGAUCUCAACCUAACUUUGCAAAUCAUCCAAAAAUGCUCUUUAUUUGAAUGGACUUGUUCACUUCAGUGGCUGCUUUUUUGUAGCUGCAAAAGCACAUACCUGACUGCCUCACUGGAUGGGAUGGCAAACAUAUUUUCUACUUGCAAAAGGAAUUUUUAAAAGAGGAAAUUGACAAAUUAAUAAUUUGCUGAUGAAUUACUGUUUACUGGGUGUUAUCAAAACAUCACCCUUCCUCCUGGUGCUAUAAUGCUUGGGUUUUUUUCAAGUUAUUAAUCGUCAAACUCAGAAUCAAAAGCCACAGAAGGGACUUGUCUAAAUGCUGUGUUUUUAAUGCUGACAUCCAUCAUAAGUGAAACAAAAGCACAGACCAAAUAAGUUGUCCUCAGUUUGUCUUCUCUCCAAAGACAGAUGCCUUAACAACAAUCUUGUGAAGCACAGUAGGAAAUCACUGAUGUAAGUUGUUUUUAAUGUUCCAUGUAUACUUUAAAGCCUUUUUGGUGCUAUAAUAAACUUUAUGUGUAUCACUGUGUGCUACCCAUGCUCAUGGCCUUCCAGAUCCUCAAGCACUGCUGUGCCCGUGGAGCUGCUCUGCCUCGCGGCCGCUGAGGAUCUGUGGCAGCCUGAGGCAGACCCUUCCCGUUUUGUGCUCCUGGUGCUUGGAUGUGUACAGGUUCUGCCACUUUGGUGCUCAAUAAAAAGUGACCAGUAUAUUUUUCAACUCUGCCUCGUUUCAGUUUU